Messenger RNA from Protobothrops mucrosquamatus (brown spotted pit viper), 1618 nucleotides. It is a transcript of the gene CXADR, whose product is annotated as CXADR Ig-like cell adhesion molecule. The coding region runs from base 16 to 1068 and encodes 350 amino acids. Gene Ontology annotation, molecular function: cell adhesion molecule binding. Lineage: Eukaryota; Metazoa; Chordata; Lepidosauria; Squamata; Viperidae. Gene Ontology annotation, biological process: homotypic cell-cell adhesion. The record is from RefSeq and is a predicted model, not a curated record. Gene Ontology annotation, cellular component: basolateral plasma membrane; bicellular tight junction; intercalated disc. The transcript is spliced from 8 exons.
CCCUCCCUCCCCGCCAUGGCAUCGCUGCUGCCGCUCUUGUGGGCUGUAACGUUUCUCUGUGCAGAUCUAACUGAAGGUAUAACAAUAACAACAGAACAGGACUCGAUCACAAAAGCUCAAGGAGAUAAAGUUACACUGCUGUGCACAUAUACUCUCACUCCACCAGAUGAAGACACAGUUGAAAUUGAAUGGAGUCUUUUGCCACCAAAAGGGGAAGAGCCAGUUAUUAUAUAUAAUGUAGGCAAAGUUUAUGAUACAUAUCGUAUGGUGGGACGAGUACAGUUUGCUAAGCAAAAUCCAGCAUCUGGAAAUGCAAGCAUUGAUAUCUUAAAUUUAAAAACAGAAGAUGCUGGCUUAUACCAAUGUAAAGUGAAGAAACUUCCUAGUGUUCAAACUCACAGAGUCAACUUGAUAGUACUUGAAAAACCGAUGAAAACUAAAUGCCACGUUGAAGGAUCACAGGAGAUUGGAAGUGAUGUUACUUUGAAAUGUAAAUCCCAAGAAGGUUCUCCCAUCAUAGUUUACUCCUGGAAAAAAACAACUGGCUCACAAGAACUUCCAGCAACAGCAUUACCAAAUGACAUUACAGGUGACUUAUUUGUGAAAAAUGCCUCUCAGACUUAUUCUGGUACUUACACAUGUUUGGCUUACAAUAAAGUCGGCAGAGAUGGAUGUUCUGUUAUACUGACUAUUACACCCCCUAUAGAUAGAGCUGGUACUAUUGCUGGAGCAGUUAUAGGGACUCUUCUGGCACUCGGCUUAGUGGCUUUUUUCAUUUUCUGUUUCUAUAAGAAACGAAGAGACACAAAAUAUGAAAAAGAAGUACAACAUGAUAUCAGAGAGGAUGUCCCUCCUCCAAAGAGUCGUGCCUCAACAGCCCGCAGCUAUAUAGGGAGUAAUCGAUCAUCUUUGGGCUCAAUGUCUCCGUCGAAUAUGGAUGGUUUUACCAAAACUCAAUACAAUAAAGUGCCGAGUGAAGACUUUGAACGUACUCCCUCUCAGAACCAGUACUUUGAUCCACCAAAGUAUGAAAACGCACACAGGAUGGGUGACAUAACAGUGGUAUAAAGUUGAAGAAACGUCAUAUAUCAUGAAUUUUACAUUAUGAAGGAAAUGAAGUACUCUGUUUUAUCAUUCUUUUUUAAUUCUGCAGACAAUGGUAGAGUAAAUUACUAUACAUAAUAUUUGUCUCCCAAAUAUUUAAAAAUAUACUGCUUGAAAAUGUUAUAAGAAACCCAGACAUGAAAAAUGUGAAAAUAUGAAAAGAGUAAUGAAAUUGAUUGAAGAUCAUGCAAUUAUCUACUUGAAUGGGGCAAUUUAAGCCAUCAAACCUGCUUAGAGCACUAAUCCAUAUUAAAGCACCUCUGACAGAUGGCUGCCCGCUUUCUUGGGAUACAACCAAUGAGUGGAAAUGGAUGAUUGGUUUCAUUGUUGAACUGUUUUUACAGUCAGCUGAUUUAACAUGUAAUGGAGAUAAUAAGUAAUGGCAGCUUUGAUUCAAAUAAUUUAAUUGAGUAAAAGAUGUAUUUUCUAAUGUACUUUAGAGCCAAUCAGUAUGAUUUAACACUACCUUUUAGAUUAUAUUUUUAUCCUUUUUUAAACUGUAUGGUUUUGAUUU